Molecule: messenger RNA, 603 nt
Organism: Mercenaria mercenaria
Lineage: Eukaryota; Metazoa; Mollusca; Bivalvia; Venerida; Veneridae
Product: inactive ADP-ribosyltransferase arh2-like
Exons: 1
Coding region: 1-603 (200 amino acids)
Source: RefSeq, a predicted model, not a curated record
AUGCCUCCGCUUGAUACACGAUAUCAAGCUGCGUUACAGCUAAGUGUUGUUGGUGAUUCGUUAGGUUUUAAAAAUGGAGACUGGUCCAAUUGUUCAAGCGGAUUACAAAUUUUCGACGAACUUGAAAAACUUGGUGGAGUAAAUAAUCUUAAUAUCAAACUUCCAGAAUGGACUGUGAGCUCUUACACAUUGUUACGACUUCAUACGGCAUGUAUACUCACCUGUGAGCAGUACCAGAAAGUAACUGGUGAAUUGAUCAUACGAGCAGCGCAACAAUGCAAAUCUUCAGCAAAUUGUUGGGACAUGAAAGACCGAAAUCCUGAUCAGACAUUUAUGGCCGCGCGGGAAAAGCUAAAUCCAAUUAAUGUCAGAGGAUCCUGUGUGCCAUUCGAUCCGAACGGUAUAAGCAGUGCGGCAGCUGUAAGAGGAAUGUGUAUUGGCCUUCGUCAUCCGAAUCCGGCGGAAUUACAUGAUCUUAUUAAGGUUAGUAUCGACUUUGGCCGCAUUUUCACCCAACAGGAUACCUUGGCACUCUGGCUACUGCACUAUUUACAUCAUAUGCAUUACAGAAGAUACCUGUCAGACAAUGGGGGCAUGGACUGA